CGCGUGGUCCGGGCUGCCGACGUGGCGCGCGAGCUUCUUGGCUGGGCGGAAACGGGCUGCGCGCGCUGUCAGAGAGACACCGGGGCAUCAUGUCACAAGAAGAUGCAGUGGGCGACACAGGCGUACCCCCUGACCCCCCUGUUUUUAAAACACCUUCAGACGAAAACGCUCCUGCAGUUGCAGACAAAACAGACGAGCCAUUUUCCAGUCCUUCGCUCUCAUUGGACGCACAGGAGCAUGAGCCGACCAAAGAGGGUGCAGAAAAAUGUGCUCCAGUCAGCCAGGUCACAGAGCCACCGCAGGACCGGUCAGAGGAACGCGGCUGCGAUCAGGUGACCGAGUGCAGCGAAACAGUGAGCUUGGAGCCGGAGGCUGCGGAAGGGGAGCUGGAGCCCUCAGAGCAGCCCACAUCUAAAAGUUGGGGUGGUUGGGGAUCCUGGGGAAAGUCUUUGUUGACGACUGCCACCUCCACAGUAGGUCAGGGGUUAAGCUCAGUUCGGGAGAAAGCAGGCGUGGCCUUGCUGAUCCGCAGCACGUCAUCAUGCGAGGAAGCUCUGGAGGUUGAAGAACAUCAUGAGGAAGAGGAUGACUCCGUGGCUCAGCCCAUCAGCCCAACCAACAGAGGAGUGUUCUCCUCCAUCACCAGCGCUGUACAAAACACUGGGAAGUCUGUGCUGACCGGAGGACUCGAUGCGCUGGAGUUCAUCGGCAGGAAGACGAUGACCGUGCUGGCGGAGAGCGACCCGGGAUUUAAGAAGACCAAAAUCCUCAUGCAGAGGACCGUCUCGCUCUCGCAGAUGCUGAAGGAAGCCAAAGAGAAGGCGCGCGAGGGGCUGAGCAGCCAGACGGUGUGUGAACCCACGGCUCAUUACGGCAUCCUGUUUGAUGAUUAUCAAGGUCUGUCUCACCUGGAAGCUCUGGAGAUCCUGAGCAACGAGAGCGAGGGGAGGGUUCAGGAUGUUCUGUCCUCCCUCGACGGCGAGCAGUUGGAGCUUCUGAAGAAGGAGCUGAUGGAGAUUAAGGAGAUCUUCGAGGCGAGGGAGGAAGAAGAAGAAGAAGCAGGGGAGGGGACGGAGGAGACGGGUUCAGGGGGAAACGGUGAACUUUAUUCCCAAAUUCGCUCUUUCAGCCCGCUCUCUGCAGAUGGGGAGGAGUUUGUCAGUGUUCUCACGGAGCUGCUCUUUGAACUGCAUGUUGCUGCUACACCAGACAAACUGAACAAGGCCCGAAUAAAGGCGUAUGAUUGGAUAAGAGAGAUGGAGAACCCCGUUACCAAGGAGGAAACGGAGGAAGUGAAAGAAGAGAACUCCGAGUCGCCCCCUACAGGACAGGAGGAUGCAGCCGAAAAACAAGAAGCGGGGACAGAAGAAAUCGAGAAAAACGCAGCGCAAAGCAAGACGGACAAGGUUGAGAGUGUGUAUCAGUGGUCGAUAAGCAGUCUUGCUGAGGUGACCGCUCGGAGUAUAGAGCAGCUCCAUAAAGUGGCGGAGCUCAUCCUGCACGGACAAGACGUGGAGAAACCAGCGAGCCAGCAGGCCAAAAUACUUUCCAGACUGACUUGCGCUAUGUGUAAGGAGGUCGGCUGUCUGACCCGCAGAUUCACAGAUACACUCGUGGCUGUAGGGAGUCGGAGAAAAGCAGAAGAUCUGAAUCCUCUGGUGAACAGCGUGACGCUUGAGGGCUCUAACAGCACGACCUACAUCCACAACGCGUUCCAUCUUCUGCUGCCGGUUCUGCAGAUCUCUCACAUCCAGACCAGCAGAACCUUGGCUAGAACCGAACCCGAACCGGAACCGGAACCAGAACCGGCUCCUACAGACUGACCCGCUCGCCCUACGUGUGAUCUGGAUGUGUGAUUGUGUCUACGCAAAGCCAUGUGUAUGCGUCAGCUUUAUAUUUUCCGGUGAAAUCAUCUACACGCAGAUGCUUAGGAUCAGAUAAAUCAGAGAGAAAAUCAUUCUAGAAGAAUGAAUUAAGUUAUUUUUAACACUAGUGCCAGGUGUAAUGAUCAGAUAUUGUACUAUAAGAUAAAUUUCUGUACAGACGAAUGCGAGCGAAAGUCACUGUUUAACGUGUAACCGAUUUGACGUUUCAUUUUCCUUUACGUUUCACCAUGUUUUUAAUAUAACCAGUAGGUCACACGUCAUUUCAUCAACGCUGUGUGCAUUACCUCGUAUACCACGCCGCUCGUUCUAUCCGCGCGCUCGUUCUAAUACGGUAUUGUUUCUAUAGUGACGGCUUGUACGGGCGGACACGCCCCUCAUAACCUAUGACUGAUAAUAGAUUAAACAAUUUAAAAAUGUGCUAUUUGUUUUGUAAGGUUUAACAUUUACGGAAGGAGUCUCCAGCGUCGGCGCUUCGCGACGACGUAGCUUUCCGCUUUCCGCCGUUUGAGAGUCCUCACGACGGAGGAGUUUUACGCCUUGCGGUUUCUUUGUAACACGACGAGCUGCGCGUUUCGUCUGUUUUGUUUGAAAAUAAUCAACUUCGGUGCGGUAACAGUAACUCCGCUAAAUCACACCACCAUUAAACGGUUUACAUUUACAUACACCCGGACGUGGUAUUUAAUUCAAAACCGCUCAUAAGCAUGGUGGGUUCUAAAGAUGAACCAUGUAGACGUUACGACAUGUUAAACAUCCUUGGUGAAAUCUGUACGCGACGAUUACCAAAGAUCUGUGAUUUACGGUUUUAAGGGUUCGAUGAUUUGUUUAACCACUGGCGUUUCCCAUUUUCAAACCGAAGGCUUCGGCGAGCCCACUUUUACUUUGUAAUCAUAAAGAACGUGUUUACGUUGUAAAGCUAACCAGCUAACUAAAGAACGGUGUAGAUAUUGUUAAUUCGUACCGACUUUUCAAUCCAUGACGGGAUGUUUCAUUCCGAUCCGCGGCAUGCGUUUAUCUGUGACCGAAUCGAUUACUGGUUUAUUUUCGAGAACAAAGAAGUAUGUUUCCUAGCAUCUUAUUCGCUAAAAAUUGACUUAUUUUUGAAUAAUUCACUGAAAGUCGAGUUCAUGUUUAAGUGUUGUUUUGUUAAAUGUAAUUUUGUAACAUUGGAAAAAGAAAAAAAAUCCUAUUUAGACACUGUGCACUACUGUAUAAGAAACUCCAAGAAAAUUCUAUAUUAAAUUCUAUAAACUUUGCCGUUGCCUUACAGAGAAUGAUUCACACAGUCGAUAUUAAUAAAAUAAAACGACCAGAUAUUCAA
Molecule: messenger RNA, 3204 nt
Organism: Ictalurus punctatus (channel catfish)
Lineage: Eukaryota; Metazoa; Chordata; Actinopteri; Siluriformes; Ictaluridae
Gene: fam114a1
Product: family with sequence similarity 114 member A1
Exons: 13
Coding region: 90-1823 (577 amino acids)
Source: RefSeq, a predicted model, not a curated record